This is a messenger RNA of Bombus huntii, 3351 nucleotides long. RefSeq names its product odorant receptor Or2-like. Gene Ontology annotation, cellular component: plasma membrane. The transcript is spliced from 5 exons. Gene Ontology annotation, molecular function: odorant binding; olfactory receptor activity. Gene Ontology annotation, biological process: sensory perception of smell; detection of chemical stimulus involved in sensory perception of smell. The record is from RefSeq and is a predicted model, not a curated record. The coding region runs from base 24 to 1238 and encodes 404 amino acids. Lineage: Eukaryota; Metazoa; Arthropoda; Insecta; Hymenoptera; Apidae.
CUUUCAGCCACUGGAAAAAGAAAAUGAUGAAAACAAAAGAAGCAAAAGAUGAAAAAGGAAUAGAGAAGGAUUUGAAGCAAAGUUUAAGAUACGUGGAACCCUUUAUAAUGGCACUCGGUGUCUGGCCACUUCCUCCAGAAUCGUCGUUGUGCAUGAAGAUAUUACAACGGGUUAUUCGUUCCAUUAUUAUUUCCUUGGCGUUGUUCUUCGUCAGUCCAGGUUUUUACUACGUAUUCUUCAAGGAAAAAAGCAACAAAAGGAAACUGCAAAUAAUAACGACGUACAUCAACAGCUUCGUCCAGUUGAUCAAGUACAUUAUUAUAUUGUACAGGAUGAAAGAUAUAAGAAUACUAUCGGAGGAGAUAAGGAACGAUUGGCUACACAGCACAGAAGAAAAUCGACGACUCUUUCGUGAGAACGCGAAAAUCGGUGAAAGAGUGGUGUUCAUAGCGGCCUUCACCUUGUAUUCUGGUGGUUUCUGCUAUCGAACUAUUCUUCCACUGACAAGGAGCAGUAUUGUUUUACCGAAUAAUAUUACUAUACGAAUAUUACCCAGUCCAACGUACCUUCCAUUUAUCAACGAACAGAUCACUCCAUAUUAUGAGAUAAUUUUCGUAUUACAAGUUUUGAGUGGUUUUUGCAUCUACACAGUAUUCAGCGGAGCCAUUGGGAUCAUGAUGAUGAUAUGCUUGCAUACAUGCGGCUUAAUAAGGAUUUUAAUGGACAAAUUGGUGGAUCUCACCGACAAGUCGAAUACCAGCGAGGAAAUUAUUCAAGAGAAGAUGGCAAAUAUCGUUGAGUAUCAUGGGAAGAUCAAAAAAUUCUUAAGUAACGGACAACAGCUCUCCGAGUACAUUUCCUUUCUUGAGCUCUUUAACGGCGCGGGUAUUGUCUGUUUGAUAGGAUAUGCUGUCAUAGUGGAGUGGGAAAAUCUUAAUACCGUCACUAUAGUGGUGUGCUUUACACUGCUAACAACUUUCACGUUCACCUGCUAUACGAUCUGUUCUAUUGGCCAACUUCUUCUCGACGAAAGUAAUAAUCUUGCACAAACGUGCGUCACGUUAAACUGGUACCGUCUCCCGAUGAAACAGGCUCGGUAUGUGGUACUAAUGAUGAUUAUGUCGAAUGAUCCGAUGAAAUUGACUGCGGCGAAAGUGAUGGAUGUAUCUUUAUCGACCUUUAGCGAUAUUAUGAAAGCGUCAAUGGGAUAUUUAAAUAUGCUACGGAACGUGACUUAAUGUCUUAUUAAUUUUGCACAAAACUUAUGAGGCGUAGUAUAGUGUCACUUAGAGAUCUUAUAGCAAUGAAUGCCGAGGUAUAUUUUUUAUUUUAGUUUACUAGAUUUUACAGUUCCUGGACUACGUGUUUCCAGACACUUAUGCAAAUACCGAAAUUUCAAAACUUCUUGUAUAAUAACUGCAUGUAAUAUAUUUCUGAAAGCUUUGUAUAAGUGUUCAAAUUUUUUCGCGAACCACUGCAACAAUGUAUCAGUUGAAAAGCAGUUAUCGCCAAGAAUGACAUAGUAGUCUGCUAUCCAACUCGGCGCAGUUUCUGUCCUCCAUGAAAUCAUUCGCUUCAUUCUACGAUAACAGGUAAUUUCAAAACCAUAGUGCCCGUAAUACUUUAAUAAUCGAACUGCAAAUAUGUAUGUAAGAUCACAUGGUAAUUCAGGUGAUCGAUUCUGAAGUCUGGAAAUCGAGAAGCGAUUUUCAACGUCCUGAGCUACCGAUCUUUCUCCGUCAAUCUUCAAUAUUUUAAAUAAUUACUCUUUCUUCUAUCUUGUCUAUCUCUGAUGUUGCUCUCUGUCCGUCCGUUUGGGAAACGAGUGUCUCUCAAAAUCUCUCGUAAAACAAAGAAAGUCGUUCUGUCUGUGAAACAAAGAAAGUCACUAUCACCCUUGAACUCUAGGGAGUUUACAUGUAUAUACAUACUGUGUAUACAGCUCUUCUCCCUUAUGUAUAAUACCCUUUUACGUCUAUAUCUUUUUUAUUGAAACUUAUUGAGUGACAAUAAAUAAUAAACAAAUUUUAUCCUCUCGAAAAUGUAUAUCAUUGUAAUAUAAUUUCGAAUUGGCCGAAUAUUGCAAAAUUUAUAUUAAAAUUUAUGUAUCUAUUGUUUGUACUGUCUAUUUGGAAGUAGUUGGCUUCUGUGAAUGAUUGUGAUAGAAAUCUAUUUGCGUCGUCAUAUAUUUCGAAGCCGCACCGUAACUAUAACGUGUCGAGCAAAAUAUUCGUCGCUUUCUGGACAAACACUCACUUUCGUAGAUUACGAAGGAUGCUGCUGGUAGCUCGUCAUUACGCAGAUCUCGCGAAGAAAUAAUUCUUGAAACAAGUUUCGGCGUUUAAGAUUGUUGGCCACUGUCCUUCAUUCUUAAACGUUUCGCUUCUUAUCAGACUCGGUCGUUUCGCCUGGAUUGAGCUAGGAAUUUUAGAGAAGUAAUCGCAGAAGCGUCUUGAUAUUCUGAGAUUUUUAGUCAUUGCCCUGCAUUCUUGGACGUUCCGUUGCGUCCUUGGGCGUCAUGACGGAAUCCAGGAGCUGUUUUGGUAGCACGAGGUGUUAAUCACUGCCCUUCACUCUUGAAUGUGUGUGUGACUCCAACGCGUUAUCGCGAAUCCGUAUAAACUACCAACAUUGGAGACAUUUUAGAGACUACAAUUGCACAUCUCUCAGACUUCCUAGGUGUUGUGGGUAUUGGGCUUUUUUCACAGCUUAGUAUGUGUCGCCACAAGAGUUACUUUUCCUGGAAACGUUUCCUGGAAAAUUGUUGAACCAGCAUUAACAAAAUGAUUCAUCAUCGAAAAUCACGAUAAAACAAAACUCCGCAAAACACUGUAGAAACACAUAAUUUUCUGGAUACAGAUAUUUCGAUAUAAAAUAUGUGGUAUUUCUAUGGAAAAUUAUAUGCAGAAAGGUAGAUGUUCCAGGAAGCUACUAGAUUAUAGGGAUACAGUAGAAAGGGCUACUGGCGAUGCAUUGGUUCAAUUCGAUAAUUUGAAAAGUUUCCACCAUAUCUACCGGAAAUCGAACUCCAAAUUACUCUCAAGAUACGUACAAUUUCGCAGAAUGAUUACUGCGAUUACUAAAUGUGAUGGCAGACGCCAUUCGAUACUCACUUCGCGAUUCUUAAAAAUUUAUGAACGCGAACGCAGUCGUAUCUAUGCCGCUUGAAAGGAGUAAGGGUUUUACCCUCCGAAAGAGGUAGUGGUCUUGCUCUUCGAAAGGAAUUUCAUCACGCACACGUGACUAAUCAAGCUCGAGCUAUCAGACAUUGGAAAAAAAUAUGAUUAAAACAGAAGAAGUAUCAAACAAAGAAGAAAGGGAGAGGAACUUGAAACAAAGUUUAAGAUACGU